This is a messenger RNA of Kwoniella shivajii, 1176 nucleotides long. Its product is annotated as pyridoxal kinase. Gene Ontology annotation, cellular component: cytosol. Gene Ontology annotation, biological process: pyridoxal 5'-phosphate salvage. Gene Ontology annotation, molecular function: pyridoxal kinase activity. The record is from RefSeq and is a predicted model, not a curated record. The coding region runs from base 1 to 1176 and encodes 391 amino acids. The transcript is spliced from 5 exons. NCBI's taxonomy places the organism in Eukaryota, Fungi, Basidiomycota, Tremellomycetes, Tremellales, Cryptococcaceae.
AUGACUACUCUUGAGCCCGGACGUGUCCUUUCCAUCCAGUCUCAUGUCGUUUCUGGAUAUGUCGGAAAUCGAGCUGCGACAUUCCCCUUACAGACAUUAGGAUACGACGUGGACGUGGUCAACACCGUGCAGUUCUCUAAUCACACUGGAUACGGUCACACCAAUGGGCACAAAACAACUCCAGAACAGCUUUCCGCCAUCUUUGACGGCUUAAUCACAAAUGGAUUGGUGGCCCAUUCACGAAUACUUACUGGCUAUGUCCCUGGUGCUGAAGCGUUACAGGUGGUCGCGGAACAAAUCAAAAUAAUGAAAGAGGCCGACCCAGAGAUCAUCUAUGUGCUAGACCCGGUCAUGGGAGAUAUGGGCACUGGACUUUAUGUAUCGGAAGAUGUCGUGCCAGUCUACAGGGAGAUGUUACAUUUAGCAACAAUAAUCACACCAAAUCAGUUCGAAGUAGAGCUCUUGUCCGGCAUUAACAUCACGUCACUGGAUACUCUUCACACAGCUCUCCAACAACUGCACACUGUCAACUCCCUCCCGCACGUCGCCUUUUCCUCCAUUCCCUUACCAAUCGCUCUAGUCUCAUCAAUGAACCUCCCCUGCCCUCCAUCAUCCUAUACAAAUUUACUACCCAACCCCAUACCGCCUUGGUACGACGCCGUCGGAGAUGGAGAACCCGAGGAUGAAGUACUCGUCUGUUUUGCUAGCAGUCAGGAGGAAGAGCACAUGGAAACUUGGGCAUUUGCUCUUCCAACCAUACGAGGAUAUUUCUCAGGAGUCGGAGACCUCUUCUCAGCAAUGGUACUGGCCCAUUUCGAGAAUCCUGAUUCUCACUCUGACUUACCACCAUUGGCGCACGCUGUUUCCAAAGCUCUUCUGACAGUCCAGCAAAUUUUGCUUCGCACUCACCUGUAUUCUCUUGCUCAGACGACAACGUCAGGCACAGCUACCCCGCGGCCUUUACAUCACCCUUCGAAUGAUCAGCAUGUCAUCCCGUCCGAUGCCGAACUCGACGCCAUCAACCCGUCAAAUCCGAAAGACCCUAAAAGAAAGGCAAAGCGCAUGCGACUGAGAGAGCUACGAGUGGUCCAGGAGCGAGCAUUGAUCGCAGAAGGUGGGCAAGGAUGGCCUGGUAGAAAACUAGACUGGUCUGCAACUCUUAAUCAUGGGAUAUAA